This is a messenger RNA of Amoebophrya sp. A25, 4635 nucleotides long. The record is from the annotation of a GenBank genome assembly. Lineage: Eukaryota; Dinophyceae; Syndiniales; Amoebophryaceae.
GGCGAAUCGAGUCAUGUAAGUAUGCUUCUUCCUGGAGAUCUCGGUUCCAACAUAAAUAUGUUCACCGAGCAGUAGUAGAACGAUGACUCAAUAAUGCUGCGGCAUUUCUUUGAAUCUAUUAUAACAAACUAAUUUUAUUGGUAAACACUAAACUAAGUACGAGAAGUGAGAAAAUAUGAGCAGUUCAGGAGGUCUCUUUACGUCUGCAGCCACGCUAUUGAAGCGGAAAGACGAGAGAUGGUCUCCAGAGAAGAAGCGAGUGAAAAGUGAGACGGGAGAUGGCUCCACUUCCGCGGUGGUAGCGGAAGCAGGGCAACAAGAAGCGCCUUUGGCCAGCGAUUUGCCUCAGGCAGAAGCGUCAGAUAGAAAGCCUGCGGAGCAGCAGCAGCAGCAGCAACAGCAUGCAGACGCUCCGGUCGUGGAUGCCACACGACCCGCGCUGGGGCCUAAUCAGAUUCCGCCCCGGCAAGAAUGUAACCAGAAUGCAUCAGUUGCAGAAUCUAUCCAGAGCGCGCCAAUAGCAGACUGGAGUUUGGUUUUCGAGAGCGAUAUGCGUGAUGCAGCCGACGGGGAUGACGCGCUGGGAGACCUCAUGCUCGGUGGAGACGAUCAAUCAUUAGUCUUAGCGCAAAAGGCCGAUGAUAUGUCAAAUACUUCCGCUUCUCUUUCAACCAAGCCUGCAGUGCCGCUCCAUCCGAAUCAUGCUAAAGACGUGGCUCAAUUCAGUGGUUUCGGAGGAUACAGUAUGCCGAAUCCACAACUACAGUCCGCAAACAACGGUGUACUGACGGCGCGACAGAAAGCAGUCUUUCUGCCCAAAGGAGUGAUUUUUCAUUCGUUUGAGGCAUUCAACGAGUUGUGCGCCCAACGCUGGACGGCGGAAUUUCGGCGCAGCGCUCACAUUCGGAAGCUCAAGAAAACGGAACAAGACGCCUACUACAAACUGAAGAGCGACUUCGCGCGAACGCUAUUCGAGAACGCACGGCGCGAUUUUCGCUUCUCACGAAGCGUGGACGUCGCUGUCUAUCAAGCGAAGUUCGAUGGCAGCGGACUGGUAAGGGAGACGAACAGUAGCACGAGAGCUGUACUAGAUGAGAAGAUGACUUCGAAAAAAGAAGACAAUGACAAACAGUCAUGUGAUGCAGGCGAGAGUGCUUUCGGUGGAGCUGCGAGCGUGACUAGCAGAACCGAGAAAGAACAUUUUCCGGUGCGCGCCUCAACAAAACGAAAAAAAGCUCAAGAAGAACUACACGCAGAGAAAAGUAGAGCUCUUGUUCUUGCGCAAGGAGUUGUCGACUUCGAUGCCGAGGUAGUGUCUGUCCCGGACAAUAUGGGCGAACAUAGUUGUAGGGACAUUAUUGCUUCUACAAAACGACCCGGCGAAGAUGAGUCUAAGUCAGCACAGCGUCUGUCGGUCUUUGCACGUGCUCGAAAAGAGGAAUUGCACUUCUCGCGAGCGCCAAAAGCGGACCUGUCAGCGGAAAACGUGCCUACUAAACCAGACUCGGCAUUCAUAAAAACAAAGGAUGAUUUGAAGAAAACUUCUAAAACUGCGCCAACAAAUAAAGGAGAUUAUGACAAAGCAGGAAAAGCGCAGAAACAAGAAGCGAAGAAAAGCGAUGAGAAUGAGAAGAGCUCUAAAAAGGACGAUAAAGCAACUUCCAAGAAGAAUAAAAGCAAAACCUCUUCUGAACAAGGUAAGAGUUCCAGCACUUCUUCUGUACUGAAAGAUGGUCCUAAAGACGAAGAUGAGCCACUUGAAGAAGUAGACCUGAAGUGGCUAGGCGAUGCGGCUAAAUGGAAACCCAGUUUUCAUCCGAAUCAAGAGGUUAUCACAAAUCCAAUGUUCACAGAACCUGAAGAGGCUGCUCUACCACAGUGUCAAGACCUGGUGCUUCAGGCUGAAACUUCUGCGCCAGUGCCCCCGACAGUAGCUCAAGAUACACGCACACCUGCUGCAACUUCUGAUGGAGCCGAAAAACGCGACACUGUGUCUAGUAGCGUGAAGGGAGCUCCUACGACGACAGCUAGUGGCGCAGCCGCCGAGACAACAGCAAGUAGUGAACAAACUGGGAUGAAUAAGGACGUCAAAGAGCCUGGGUGCGCUAGUAAUGAGAAGAAGACUACGACUACUGCCGAGACCGACCAGAAGGUGCCCGAACAACAUCAACAACAACUUGAUAAGCCUCUGUUCAGCGACGUAACACGUGAGCGACUCCUCGACAUGAUUGAGGGCCUGGUAGUUGCGACUUUAGCCCGACUGCGUGAGGGCGCUUUGCCCUGGGUGGCUCUGCUGAAAUUAGACGCUUGCGCGCACGCUGACUUGGCCAUCGAGAAGUGGAUGGAGCGUUUGCUACGCAAGAGCCCCGCCAUCCAAGUCGCAGUGGAUGAAGCCGAAGGACAGCACUCAUCUUCAUCAUCUAGCUCUUCUUCGUCUUCGGGAAUUUCAAGAGGCGGACAGAUGACGAAGAACUCUAGUAGUAAGGUGGUAUCCAGAGCAGGAAACGGAUCAGAAACAACUCCUGCUGCGAACGGUGCAGACGACGACGAGUGCAUUGUAGUCUAUUCGAAUGAAGGCAGCGAUGGGCAAAUCGGGGGAGAUCAGCACACCAACCUUGAGCAGCCUGCGGACAGUCAGGAAUCGAUGUCAUCGUGUUGGUCCGAAGGCGAAGAUGAUAUGUCUGUAGAUCAUUGGUAUGUGCAUGCUGUGCGAUUGAACGUCAACCUCGAUAAGACAGUAAUUCGACCACCUUUGUCGCACCGAGUGCAGAACAAUAAUGCUACUUCUAGUAGUGGUCGUGCUAAUAGUAGAAACAAUAUGGGCAAUGGGACUACUAGCAAACUGGCACCCGCGAUGUUUCCUUUGAUGGACGUGGAAUCAUCUUCGGCCACGUGCUCAGAUAUGGUGUUGGUACAGCAGGGAGACGAUAAGAAGAUAACCACUUCUAGUGUGAACAAUUCCGAAAAGGCUACGAACGGGGAAGAUGCCCUCGUGCAACUCGUUGGUGAUCAACAUUAAGGGUAAAAGAAAUCCAUCUUCACUGUCAUCUUGGUCCCGUUUUUCAACGGAAAAGGAGACCCAAGAUGCCGCUGAAGAUGGGCAUCCAUUAGUUCUAACAACAAGCGUCGCCACAUGAUCGAAAUAAGGGAGUUACAACAGCUCCUGAAAUUUCUGCCACGACGACCUGCCAGAUGUCGGUGUCCAACAUGUCUACAACGCUACUGCGCAUUGCGCGGAUCUUCGCAGUGCUGAACCUCGUUCACGAGAUGAUUCUCGAGAAUCGGGUUUGCACGCAACGUGAACUCUUCUACCGCUUAAAAGCGAAGGAUCUGCAGAACGGGUUGUUUACACAGCAAUUGCAGAUGAACAAAACUCUGGAAGACUUGGUCCUUCUUCUGCGUGCACCGCGUGCCAGCUUAGGCGUAGUUACGACGCAAAAAGGUUUACUAGCUGGUGCGAGACUGACUUUUGACGGCCGAUCGUUUGACGUGGGCUUUCCAAGGGGCGUGCCGAUUGGGGAGGACAUCCUCAAGAAGAACAUCGAUCUGGGCUAUCAUCCUCGUUUGGUGCUCAUUGUUGAAAAGGAGACGGUUUUCUUCACGCUUCUAGAUGCGGAACUCUGUAAACGCUUUGACAUUCUCCUCGUCACGGGGAAAGGCUUUCCGGAUGUGCUCUUACGGUGAGAGAGAGAUCAACCGCCGCACGAUAGUACUCAAGGAUGAAGACUACACGAAAACUGAAAAUAACCGAGUUGCUGAGUGAAAUAAGGGAGGUAUAAGUAGCUUUGACAGGGCUACUCUUCCUUGUUCAGUAUCUCGCUCAUUUUCAGUAGUUGCUCGCUUAUUUCAGUUUUUCGAAUAAAAAGAAAAGCAUUUUCACGCAUCUGCGGUUCGACAUGUUUAUAUAUUCUGGAAGAACAAUGGGGUUAGCAGUUGACUUUCCUAACAUUUUUUAACACGGUUUAACUUAGAUGUAAGUGGUAUCACUCCACACUACUUUUUUUUACAUCUUCCACCUUCUGGUCUCUAAUCCAAACCCGGCGUUUAUUGUGCAAGCUCGAACGCAUUUAUCCUCUGCUGCCCUUCUGCUACCUCGGCGAUGCGGACCCUCAUGGGAUACAUAUCUUUCUGAGCUACAAACGCGUCUUGCCGUCACUAAAUUAUUUGGGAUUGCACGUCUCCGACAUGCUGGCCGCUGACGCUUCUACUAACAAUCCUAUAAUUGGUGGCAAGUCCUCUCUAGGAGGACCACCUUCGGGCGGCUAUACUAGGAUUCAACAGGGCAUGAAACUAUCUGCGAAAGAGAAGAAGAUUCUGCGCAACCUAAAGGAGGAAAAUGCAGUGCUGAACAACAACGCCCUUCAUCGAGAAGUGGAUCGAAUGUUGCAAGCAGGUCUCAAGUUUGAAGUGGAAGCAUUACUGGACUUGGACAUCAAUGAGGACGAAUCAGCGAACGGUGCUGGCAGGAAGAUUAAGGCUUAAUAUAUUUCAUUUCUACGAGUCAUUUCUCCCUAUUUCCUUCUUAGGAUUGGGAGAAAUGUGGGCAAGAAAUGAAUUGUUUUGAGCUCUAAGAAGAACUACUUUUUGGACAACUACAUGCCGAAAAAACUAUGUAAUCGAUUCACGUGGAUCUAG